Molecule: messenger RNA, 960 nt
Organism: Sapajus apella (tufted capuchin)
Lineage: Eukaryota; Metazoa; Chordata; Mammalia; Primates; Cebidae
Product: putative olfactory receptor 56B2
Exons: 1
Coding region: 1-960 (319 amino acids)
Biological process (GO): G protein-coupled receptor signaling pathway
Cellular component (GO): membrane
Molecular function (GO): olfactory receptor activity; G protein-coupled receptor activity
Source: RefSeq, a predicted model, not a curated record
AUGCUCCAGGAGCGCAGAGAUUCCAACACCUCUAAGUUCCAGGUCUCUGAAUUCAUCCUAAUGGGAUUCCCUGGCAUUCACGGCUGGCAGCACUGGCUCUCCCUGCCCCUGGCUCUGCUCUACCUCUUAGCUCUCAGUGCCAACAUCCUUAUCCUGAUCAUCAUCAACAAAGAGGCAGCACUGCACCAGCCUAUGUACUAUUUCCUGGGCAUCUUGGCUGUGGUGGACAUGGGCCUGGCUACCACCAUCAUGCCUAAGAUUUUGGCCAUCUUAUGGUUCAAUGCUAAAACCAUCAGUCUCCCGGAGUGCUUUGCUCAGAUGUAUGCCAUACAUUGCUGUGUGGCCAUGGAGUCAGGUAUCUUUGUCUGCAUGGCUAUUGAUAGAUAUGUAGCCAUUUGUCGGCCACUACGAUAUCCAUCAAUCAUCACUGAAUCUUUUGUGUUCAAAGCUACUGUGUUUAUGGCACUGAGAAACAGCCUAUGUCCCAUCUCAGUGCCUGUGUUGGCUGCUCAGAGGCACUACUGCUCCCGGAAUCAGAUUGAGCACUGUCUUUGUUCUAACCUUGGAGUCACUAGCCUAUCUUGUGAUGAUUGGAAAAUUAAUAGUAUUAACCAGCUGCUUCUGGGUUGGGCACUCAUGGGAAGUGACUUGGGUUUGAUUAUUUUAUCAUAUGCUUUAAUACUUCACUCUGUCUUGAAGCUGAACUCUACAGAAGCUGCAUCCAAGGCCUUAAGCACCUGCAGUUCCCACCUCAUCCUAAUCCUUUUCUUCUAUACAGCUGUUAUUGUGAUUUCCAUCACUCAUAGUGCAGGAAUGAGAGUUCCCCUCAUUCCAGCUCUACUCAAUGUGCUACACAAUGUCAUUCCUCCUUCCCUCAACCCCAUUGUAUAUGCGCUUAAGAACAAGGAGCUCAGGCAGGGCUUAUAUAAGGUGAUUAGGAUGGGCAUCAAGAGAAACUGA